CUAGCAACAACAACAACAAGGAGGAAACAAUAACGUCAACAACAACAACAACAACAACAGCAGCAGAAGCAACAGCUAACAAAUUGUUGCCCACGCUUCAGCAAAAGUUAACAUCCAACAACAACAACAACAACCACAACAAUAACAAUACCAACACCAAUACCGAUACCGUUACCGUUACCAACUCCUCCGUGACAACAACAACCUCUUCCGCAUCUUCCGCUUCUACCAUCUCUUCUUCCUCCUCCUCCUCCUCCUCUUCACCAGCUCUAUUAACAACAUCUAAGCCCUGCAAUUGCUGUUGCGCUCACGUUUUGCAACGACAACAGUUGGAGCAACGACAAUUGAUACAGCAAAACGCCGCAGUUGCCGCCGCCAAAGAGCUAGUACGUUCCGUAACAGCCACCAGCAUCAUGGAUAUGCCCUAUAACACCUCGCCGUCGUUACGCGUGCGUACCACCUCAUUGAAUCAGUUGAAGAAGACCGCCGACCUGGCCAUCGAGAAUGAGUUGCAUGUCUGUCCAUCGGUGAUGUCGGAUGAAUUGCGUAAGCUGUUGCCGCCCACAUCGGAAACGGUGAUGACCAAACCGUUUCCGAUUCGGGGCGAGCGUACAAUAGCCGAUUGUACAACGCCGCAUGUGAUCGCAAUGGUGGGCCUGCCCGCCAGGGGCAAGACAUUUAUAUCGAAGAAGCUGGCGCGUUAUCUCAAUUGGAUUGGCAUCGCGACGCGUGUCUUUAAUUUGGGCGAGUAUCGUCGUCAUGCAACGACUGCCUACAAAUCCCAUGAAUUCUUUCGUGCCGAUAAUGAGGAGGCAAUGGCCAUUCGGAACCGCUGUGCUAAUCAAGCACUACACGACUCGUGUGAUUGGCUGUUGAGUGGACUCGGCAGCAUCGCUGUCUUCGAUGCCACAAAUUCGACGCACGAUCGCCGUCAAUUGAUCUAUGACAUUGUGGUUAAGCAACAUGGCUUCCGUUUGUUCUUUGUGGAGUCGAUAUGCGAUGAUCCGCAAAUCAUUGAACAGAAUAUAUUGGAAGUGAAGGUCAGCUCACCGGAUUACAUCAAUAUGAAUACGGAGCUGGUUGUCCGAGAUUUCUUGCAACGCAUCGAGCAUUACGAGGAGCGAUAUCAACCGAUUGACGAAGUCGCCGAGUCGCAUCUCAGCUUCAUGAAGGUCUACAAUGCCGGCAAAAAGGUCGUCGUCUAUAAUAACGAGGGUCAUGUGGAAUCGCGCAUUGUUUACUAUCUAAUGAACAUUCAUAUAACGCCACGCACCAUCUAUCUAACGCGUCACGGUGAAUCGGAGCACAAUUUGAGCGGCUUAAUUGGUGGUGACUCGAACUUGAGUCCCCGUGGACAUCAAUAUGCCAGAGCGUUGGCCUCGUUCAUCUCGCAGCAACAGAUCGAUGGAUUGCGUGUGUGGACCUCAUGGAUGAAGCGUGCCAUACAGACGGUAGCAGAUGUCAAGGCGCCCCAGGAGCGUUGGAAGGCAUUGAAUGAGAUCGAUGCGGGCCACUGUGAAGAGAUGACCUAUGAGCAGAUUAAGGAGCGUUUUCCCGAAGAGUUCAAGGCGAGAGAUCUCAAUAAGUUCGCUUAUCGUUAUCCACGCGGCGAGAGCUAUGAGGAUCUGGUGGCGCGACUUGAGCCUGUUAUCAUGGAAUUGGAGCGUCAGGGCAAUGUGCUCGUUGUCUCCCAUCAGGCUGUCCUAAGGUGUUUGUUCGCCUACUUCCUGGACAAGUCAGCGGAUGAGUUGCCCUAUUUGUAUGUCCCAUUGCACACGGUCAUUAAGCUAACACCUGUCGCCUAUGGCUGUAAGGUGGAGCAUAUCAAGUUGCCAAUCGAUGCUGUCGAUACGCAUCGUCCAAAGCCAAAGAUACCCGGAGAUGUUAGCGAGCCAGGUUUGGAUGGUCUAAGCGGUGAGCUGGUUGCGCCCGAUGGCGUCGGCAAGGUGCUCAUCGUGGGCGAUGAUGUGGCUACGGCAACGUCUGCCUCCAAUGGCAACAGCGGUCGUGCGGAUAAUACCCAAUGACAUUGCACCAAGCCUCCCAAAACAAUGAAAUCCAAGACAUUAUAAAAAGGCAACCGAGAUAACCAAAAGACCCCCAAUCCCCACCCACCAAUCAAUUAACUAAUCCGACCCUGGACCUGGCCCCGGCCCCGCCCCCAUUGGAUAAUAGCUCUGUAAUUGAAGUAAAUGGAAAAGACAUUUCCCUCACACACGCACACGCACAUACACAGCCACAGCCACAGACAGACAGACAGCGCGGGCGUUGUAAUGUUAACAUAAGCGUAAUGGUUGCUGCCAACAGAGCAGUUAACAGUGAAGUUGAUGGAUGUAAUAACUGCAAGCUUAACAGUAUACUUAACCGUUAACAGUAGCUCUAACCACUGCUGUUAGCAGAAUACACAGUUAACAUUAAAAGCUGUAAUGGCAGUCAGAAAGUUAACAGCAGUUAUAAAUUGUAGCACCUGGCUUUAACAUAAUCAAUAAUUGCAGAUUUAACACUAGCUGUUAGCAAAUCAAUUAACAGCUGCUUAUCUUGAAUGUUAGAGUAACAGAGAGCUUGAAAUUGCAUUUUGAAACCACACGCUUAACAGUUGCUGUUUGCAGAGUCGUAACAGCAGCAGUAACAUCGGGAACACACAACUGUCACUUAAAGAGACACAAUAUAGUUCUGACUGCUUACAUUUAGUGUUAACUGCUGUUCAAUAGCUUUAACAAUCAACCGAUUGAAGAAUACUUUAAGUACAACUGUAUGAGUCAUUGAAUGAAACGGGCUUAGCAGCUUCUGUUAUACCUUAUGUUGGCAUAUUCCCUCUAACAGUGUACUUACAUAAAACAACAGAAACAGAAAUUAUUUAUAGACUGCUUUAAGUGAACUGUGUUUAUCAAUGUUAGCUGUAACAGUAAAAGCUUCUGUACUUAUGUAAUGUUAGCAUACUGUUAACACUUGGUUAACAGCUGUUAACAGUUAACAGUUGCCAUAUUCUCUUAUCCUUUAUCUAUGUAUCUAUAUAUUUCUUACGUCUCUCUAUUAUGCCUGUUUGCCUUUCGUGUUUAUAUAGAUAUAUAGACGUAUAUCGAUAUAUAUAUUUCGAUGCUUGUUGUCGAAACUUUUUUAUAUUGAAUUUUGAAUUAAUGUUUGUAAUUUGUCUGUCCUUGCUAAAUUGUGAUUGGAAUGACUCUGUUAUAUCGAUGUACUUUACGCUCACUAGAGAGAUGAACCACUAAAAAACUUAAAAUUUAAAUCCUAGCAUUAGCUUAAGACGAAAUAUAUAUAUUU
Messenger RNA from Drosophila arizonae, 3282 nucleotides. RefSeq names its product 6-phosphofructo-2-kinase/fructose-2,6-biphosphatase (gene Pfrx). Lineage: Eukaryota; Metazoa; Arthropoda; Insecta; Diptera; Drosophilidae. The record is from RefSeq and is a predicted model, not a curated record. Gene Ontology annotation, biological process: fructose metabolic process; fructose 2,6-bisphosphate metabolic process. Gene Ontology annotation, cellular component: cytosol. Gene Ontology annotation, molecular function: 6-phosphofructo-2-kinase activity; fructose-2,6-bisphosphate 2-phosphatase activity; ATP binding.